Messenger RNA from Drosophila novamexicana, 1159 nucleotides. RefSeq names its product zinc finger protein 879. NCBI's taxonomy places the organism in Eukaryota, Metazoa, Arthropoda, Insecta, Diptera, Drosophilidae. Gene Ontology annotation, molecular function: RNA polymerase II cis-regulatory region sequence-specific DNA binding; DNA-binding transcription factor activity, RNA polymerase II-specific. The coding region runs from base 96 to 1091 and encodes 331 amino acids. The transcript is spliced from 3 exons. Gene Ontology annotation, biological process: regulation of DNA-templated transcription. The record is from RefSeq and is a predicted model, not a curated record.
UUAAGUUACUACCGUUACUGUUAACUAAACAGCUGAUAAUUAUCUGUCGAGCCGCUCAAUUGAAAUAAGUUUUGAAGAAUUUUUUAUUGUUUGCCAUGGAGCUGCCUCCGCGUAUUGUGUAUGUGUGUAGUUUGUGCCUGCGGCAAUAUGAUUUACUGGAGGAUCUGCGUGGCCACAUGAUGCUAUACCACAAGUGUGAGCCAAUAACACCAACGUCCAGGCAAGGCGCGUUGCCAAAGCAAAAUGCCAAAAACACGGAGUCCCAGGAUCAAAAUGAAGAGUCCCUGGCGCCGCCACCACCUGCCGAGCUGCAGCCACUGCCGUUUAGAGACUUUCGGGUGGUGUUGCAUGCAAAUCAGCAAUUGCAUUGCGAUGCCAGCAGCGCCUGCAUCUACAAGUUUGAGGACAUUCAAAAGCUGGCAAUGCACGGCAAGUGCCACAAGGACGCCGGCUUCAGUUGCAGCGAGUGCGGUGCAGAUAUGCCCAACUGGCGCCGCUGCUCCCUACAUCUGUGGAAGGUGCAUCACUUGGAUGUGGAUCUGCUGCAAUGUCCCGCACUCGGCUGCGACUACAAGUCGCCCAUCUCGGCGCUCGUCUGGCGGCACAUGCGUGUGCACAGGAAAUGGCGCGCCAGGGUCAUGCGCCGCGAGCUGCUGCUGCGUCGGCGUGCCCAGAAGCAGCAGCAGCAGCAGGAGGAACAGCAGCAGCAGCAGCAGCAACAGCGGAGCGAGGCGACAGCAUCGCAAGCAUCGCAGCCACAGGCGGCCGCCACAGCUAAGAAGAACAAAUAUUAUGCGGAGAAAACAUGCGAGAUUUGUCAACGCAAAUUUGUCAAUGGCAAAACGCUCUCCAAGCACGUGAAGACCGUGCACAACAAGAUAAAACCUUUCAUUUGCAAUGUCUGCGGCAAGAAGACAGCGCGCAAGGCUAGCCUAAUAAUACAUAUGCGCCAGCACACGGGCGAAAAGCCGCUAAAGUGCGAGCAUUGCAAGUUCUCCACGCGAGAUCCCAGCUCGCUUUACAAGCAUCGCCAGCGACACGCCAGCCCGGCGGCUGCUCCGAAUCCCAGGAUGGAAAGCCAACUGGGCUAGAUCCGGAACUGGGAAUAUAUAUAUAUAUAUAAAGCAGUAAGCCGUGAACAGAUUUGAUUUGAAUUUAA